UUGAAACGAACACAAAUGAAUUAAAUGUAAUUUUGUUAGUUCUGAUAUUUUUAGUGCAUUUACAGUUAGGUACAUUAGCAGUGAAUGGCCGUGGUUCACGAGGGACAAGGUCGAAUGUCAUCAUCAUGUGACAGCAGUUUGAGCGGCGCCUGCUGGGAAGCCAAGACUCCUCGGGGCGGGCGGCAGAACGGACGAGGCGUCAUCCAGGACUGGCGAUCAGCUGAGGAUUACAGAGGAUCAAGUGACAGCCUUAGUCAGAGAGAGUGACCAUGGACGGUAUGACGUCCUACCAGAGCGGAGGUGUCCGUAAUGGGGACCUCCACAAGUAUUCCCACUCCAUAGGCUCCAAUAUACAGAAGAUCUCACAAAAUGUCAAAUCUAUGCAGCAGUUAGUGAACCAGCUGGGGACGGACCAGGACAAUCAGCAGCUGCGAGCACAGUUGCAUCAGGUUCAACACUACACUGGAGGUUUGGCCAAGGAUACAACAGUGGAAUUAAGGACAUUUAAGUCCUUACCGGUACCACCUGGUCAAGACAGUCGAACAUGGCAUAUGCAGGCAGAACGGCUUACACGAGAAUUCUCACAGGCUUUGAAUGAUUUUCAAACUGCACAGCGUCAAGCAGCAUCCAAAGAAAAGGAAGCCCUCAAGAAAGCACGAGCAGACUCAGACGCUCAUUACUUUGAGGAUGGAAGGCACGGAGCAGCACUUCUGGAUCUUGGUGACUCUGAGAACAAGGGUCGGUCUCAGCAGUCACAAAUGCAGAUUCAGAUGGAGCAGGAGCAGGAGAUGCAGGCACUGCAGGAGCGAGAGUCACAGAUAAGACAACUGGAGUCGGACAUUAUGGAUGUCAACCAGAUCUUCAAAGACUUAGCAACAAUGGUUCAUGAGCAAGGUGAAGUUGUUGAUUCCAUUGAGGCUAAUGUAGAGUCUGCCCAGGUACAUGUGUCCCAGGCCUCCACACAGCUCACCCAGGCAAGGCAGUAUCAGAACAAAGCACGUAGAAAGAAGCUGUGUCUCAUUGGCAUUGGUUUAGUGGUACUGACAGUUAUUAUAAUAAUAAUUGUUCUAUCAUCAAAAAAUUAAGGAAAAAUCAAGACAGAAGGUGGUUGUCCUGACACUUAUCUGUCUUUCAAUUGCCUUGGUGAUUGGCCUCAUUAUUUGGGCUAGUGGGAAAUGGUAGUGGUCCCUCAGCCAGCCAGCCAGCCAGCCAGCAGACCAAGAUGCAGGUUUGGUCAAUUCAACUGUGAACUUUCAAAUAUUAUAUUUAUAUUUUUUUGUUGUUGUUUGUUAUAUCUUUAGAAUGACUGUUACUUGUAAGAAAGUUCCUAUUAUUAUUUUUCCAUUAUUAUUUAUUAUAUUUUAUUGCAUAGGUGGCAGAUUCAGGCAAGUCACUUACUUGAUAAAUAUUAUAGUAGUGAUAUAUGAUUUAAUAGCCUUAAUUUAGCUGCCUUGAUUUUGAUGUUUAUAGGUAAUAUAUAUAUAUAUAUAUAUACAUAUAUAUAGGAAAAAUAUAUGUUAAUAAAUGAAUAUACAAACAAGUCAUUUAGUUUUGUAUUGAAAAGAUUGCCACCACAGAUCCUCUGCCAAAGCAGCACCAAAUUGUUGCUUUCAUGAAAUAUUUCACCACUUGGUUUUACACUAAACCAAUAAUUUAAUUUAAUAUUCCAUGACUGCAAUUACUAUUCUUUUAGUAGUUUUGAUAAAACUUUCCAUUUGAUUUGAUCAAGCUUGUAUUACUUGUAUAUUUAUCAUGAAAGGAAUUUUUAUACGAUUAGUGAAGUAAAAGUAACAAUAUGAGAAAAUUAGUUGGAACACAGAUGGCAUGAAGGUGAAGUAUGUAGUCUGUGAGGACAUGUGCUCAGAUAUUCCUCUUCAUUCAUUUAUUAUAUAAAGCCAUUAUGUCAUACAGUAUGUGUGCAUUUGUUAUACAGAAAUAUUGUAAGUAUUUGUAUGUACUUAUCACUCCACAGCUUUGAGGAUUUAACUCUGCAUUAGCAUUGCUAGAGCUCUGUUGCCUUCUCUCACCACACCUAUUCAUUAGAUUCUUCAAUUCAUAGAUAUUGUUUGUAAUAGUAAAACUGCAAGACAUACGAGAGCAGUGGUUAGGUUGGAUCAGAGCACAGCCUUACUAAGUGAAUAUUGGGAAGGAUUAAAGAUAUCUUCUGAAUUACUACUGUCUUUAUGUAAUUGAUGGGUGUGCUACAGACACCAGAGAUGUUUAAGUGAACCAAGUAUCCUAAGUAGAACAAAAUAUAAAAUGACAAGGGAAAAAUAUCUUGCUCUUUUCAGAAUGAUAUGGUGAAUGUUGAGCUCUGUGAUAGUUAAAUUAUUGCUACCAGUGAACUAUUUUGUUCACAAAGAAAACAAAGGGAUUAAUUCAAAAUAUUUGUAUUAGAUAUUGUUUAUUAGGGAUAAUUUCAUAAUACCAAGGAAUUGUGUAGUGUUAUUUGAUAUGCUGGCACACAUCAUAUGUAGCUUAGCCAUAAUGAUGUGAAUAAAAGAAUCAAGAGACCUAGCCCAACUACAUCAAAGUUUGUUUAAGAAGUGCAUUUUGGGAGAAAAGUGUGGUCUAGUGAAGACAAGAAACAGUGUAUGCUCAAAAUGCAUCAUAUGAAUUGUUAUGUGUUGUAUUAUGUUGUAAUGGCAAGGUGAAUUCAAUCUUUUACAGAUUUUGGUUCUUCUAAAAUCUAGUAAGAUAAGCUGUAUAUGAUUAUAUUGAUGAAAAUUACAUUUUACAUCUUCAUCCCAGGUAGUCAAGUACUUAUUGCCUGCAUUUUGUUUGUGGCUGAAUAUUUUAAUCUUAAUUUUCUCAAUAUUUCUUCAGUUACCAUAACUUAGUGAUUGAAAAUUGUAAAGAAAGAUUAUGGCAAGAAAAUUUUCUUGAAAAGAUUCCUACAGUCUCUUCUAAGUAGAAGUGAGUCACUCCCAUUCAUUACACUGUUAUUCUCAAAAGCAAUGCAUCUGUAGUAAUUUACCCUUUGGAGUCUCCUUUUUUUUUUUUUUUAAAUUAGAAGCAGAAUUGGCAAUUUUUGUUGUAUCUCUUUAUUUACAUAUUUUAUGUACUUCAUAUUAUUAUUAUCAUUAUUAUUAUUAUUAUUAUUAUUAUUAUUAUUUUAAUUUAAUUUAUUUUUUAUUAUUAUUGUUAUUAUUAUCAUAAUUAUUACAGAUUGACUAUCACUAGUCCAGCAUCACUGGGAGCUGUAGAAUGCCAGAUUAAUGAUUUGCAUUAUCAAAGAGAGAUUAGAUUAGAAUACAGGGACAUGACCUCAUGAUAUUGAGUGCCAUUUGAAUUAGUUUUUUCCUUUUAUUAUUGAACUUUCUUGGUUUUAGGACCUGCCAUGAUUCCAGUGAAUCAAGAAAAUGCUUCUUGUUGUGUAGUGUGCACACACUAUCUAUCACUCAUAAAUGAUACAGUUAGCAACAAAAAUUUUUAAAAUUCUCAGUUGAUGAUAGAUUCUGCACAUUAUUGAACUAGUUUGAGCCAAUUGCAUGGGAGAAAGGGAACAGUGUUAGUACCUGGCCAAGACUGACAGUGAUCUUGGGCACAUACUCACAUUAACAAUUUAAGUACAGAAUUAACAGUUGAGUAACAAGAUGUUUUUCAUGUGUACACUCCCACAGAUAUGCUAUAUACCUUUCAUAUCACCUGCAAAGCUUUUGUGAAUUAUACAACACUGGCUUUUCAAUAGUUUAUGAUAAAGAAAUAGAAAAGAAUUUGCUCAGUUUCUUUGCCGUCAUUAUUGGCUGUACCAAUUCCAUUGCUAUCAGUCAGAAAUGAAGUAGUACAGAUAUUCUCCACUAUACGAUUCACCGUUAUGCAAUACAGUAUGGUCAUGAAUCUCAAUCAAUCUCACCUCAUUAUUUUGCACCUGGAUUGCACCAACAAGAACCCAGGAUUCACAUAUCUCAAUUAGAUUAUGUAAAACUUGAUCACUUGUUUUUUCAUCUGCUUACCUUAUAACAAACACGGAGCAUGGUAGUGUGGUUUUUAUCAUUUGUGCUCCCACUUUACGGCAGCUUGUGUUCCAAAACGUGCUCUGGGAGCUUCCGGAAGAUUACGGAAUGUUCCGCAGGGCACUACAGUGGAGUUAUGACGUCACUCAUGGCUUACAGAAGCUCACAGGUGAUAUGUGUACCCCUCCCGUGGGGGGACAAUGCUGAACUAUUGAUGGUCAACCUGUGUUCUGUUGAAUAAUACUCACUGCAUGAAUUUUGAAUGUAGCAUCAUAAGAGGAGAAAUGUAUUGGGUGUUUGGUUUUUAUUUAUUAAUUAAUUUAUUUCACUAGCCCUACAAGUGAAUAUUAUUUCACACUGCUCCUAAAUGAAAAAAAUAAAAUAAACAAAAUAAAAAAAUAAAAUAAACAAACUAUGUAUAUAUUUGCAUGUUUAGGGAGCAUUUGAUUCUGACAAAUGAUGUAUUUGUUGGCAACACAUUCUGGUCUCAGCUGUUGAAUAUUGUAAUGGUCUUUAUCUUUAUAAUGUGGAAUUAAAGGAUAUUGUGUAUAAUAAAUAAAGGUAACUUGUAAAUAAAAUUAACGCAUCAUUAUGGCAAAAUUAAGAUAAUUUAACUAACUGACACUUGCAACUGCAUUCUGAAGUUAAGAUUUACUUGGCUUAAAGCUUAUAAACCAGUAUGGAAAAAAGCAUAUAUAUUUAUGUGAAAAUAAUUUAACAAAAUGG
Portunus trituberculatus (swimming crab) is the source of this 4682-nucleotide messenger RNA. Its product is annotated as syntaxin-7-like. The transcript is spliced from 9 exons. The record is from RefSeq and is a predicted model, not a curated record. Gene Ontology annotation, biological process: vesicle-mediated transport; vesicle fusion; intracellular protein transport. Gene Ontology annotation, cellular component: endomembrane system; synaptic vesicle; membrane. The coding region runs from base 270 to 1085 and encodes 271 amino acids. Lineage: Eukaryota; Metazoa; Arthropoda; Malacostraca; Decapoda; Portunidae. Gene Ontology annotation, molecular function: SNAP receptor activity; SNARE binding.